GUAUUAUGAACCUCGUGAAGCUGGAGUAGAUGGUCAAUUAAUUCAGCAUGUUAAAGGUGCCGUAUUCGCCACUGAACAUGAAGAUGAAAACGGAGCAGAAUGCAUUAUACGUCUUGUGAAAAUGGCUAAGUCAUACGAUGAAUUUCUGCAAACAUGUGGUAGGAAGUUAGAGGAAGAUAAAUUCCUUUCCAUUGAUAAA
Molecule: messenger RNA, 199 nt
Organism: Trichobilharzia regenti
Lineage: Eukaryota; Metazoa; Platyhelminthes; Trematoda; Strigeidida; Schistosomatidae
Source: the annotation of a GenBank genome assembly